UUGUCCUUACUUCUUUCUCAUGUUCUUCUUCUCUCAGUACUCCUCUCUCUAAUUUCUCCGUUUCUUUUUGUUUUCUCCACCUUCCUUCUUCUUGUUUUUUCAAUGAGAGACAUGGACUCUCCAGAGAAAAAACAAGGCCUUCCCUCUAAUGAAGGCGUGCAGGAUAUUUUGUACACUGAACUGUGGCGUGCAUGUGCUGGGUCAUUCGUUUAUGUUCCUCGCGUUGAUGACAGGGUUUUCUACUUCCCUCAAGGCCACUUGGAGCAGGUUGCUGCAUAUACUCAGAAUCAGCCAGAUAGUCACCUGGAAAUUCCUGUGUAUGAUUUGCCUUCGAAGAUCUUAUGCAAGAUUAUGAAUGUUGAAUUAAAGGCCGAAGCUUACUCAGACGAGGUUUAUGCUCAAGUUACAUUAGUUCCGGAGGUCCAGAAAGAUAACCUUUGUUUUGAGGAGGAGGUAAACAUAGAUCAGAUACCUUCCAGAAAUGCAGCUUAUUCUUUUAGUAAGAUACUGACUCCGUCAGACACAAGUACACAUGGUGGAUUCUCUGUUCCGAAGAAAUAUGCUGAUGAAUGCUUCCCUCCGCUGGACAUGACUCUUCAAACACCAGCGCAGGAAAUUGUUGCAAAGGACUUGAAUGGAUUUGAGUGGCGUUUUCGUCACAUAUAUCGUGGUCAGCCCAAACGACACUUGCUUACUAGCGGUUGGAGCUUAUUCGUGAAUGCAAAGAAACUUGUUGCUGGAGAUUCAUGCAUUUUCGUUAGAGGGGAAUCUGGAGAACUUCGUGUUGGGAUUCGUCGGGCAGCAGAAAAUCUCAGCAAUAUAUCGCAAUCUUCAUCUCUGAUAUCGGGUCAUAGCAUGCAACUUGGAAUUUUGACUAAUGCUUCCAAUGCUGUUGGCAACAGAACCAUGUUUCUUGUCUAUUACCGCCCGUGGACAAAUCCCUUUGAAUUUAUUGUCCAUCUCCAAACCUAUUUGAAGUCAACUUUACAAGACUAUCCAAUUGGAACGAGGGUACAAAUGCAGCAUGAAGUUGAAGAAUCUUUAAGAAGACUUGCAGGUACGAUAAUUGGUAAUGAAGAUAUCGAUAGUAUUAGGUGGCCUGGUUCUGCAUGGAGACGUCUCAAGGUGCAAUGGGACGCCAUAGUAGAAGACAAAAUGCAUCCUGAAAGGGUUUGUCCUUGGUGGAUUGAGCCCUUGGAAUCUGCCAAGGAGAAGAAGCAAGUUCCUGCUCUCCCCACCAAGAAAAAGGGGCAUGCACUUCUUAACCAGCGCUCUUUGCCUGGAAUAAGUGGCUUUGGCAAGAAUGAUGUUCAUCAGAAUUCAGCUGGCCCUUCGUCUCAGACUCGGAGGGCAGAUGGAGACCUGCAAGGUCAAGAUUACAGCGGCCUAUCUCCUCCACAGCCUUUGCAAAGAGCACCAUCAACUGAUAUAAUCCGCCCAUCAAAGGUCCCAAUCCGUGGCUCGCGGUUCGGGAAGGAGAAUCGGAAUCAGCAUCCCUUUCUCAAGCAAGAUCCUCUUCAUAAAUCUCUUGGCAGAUCAAUGUCACUUACACAUGAAGACUUGUCAAUUACAAGCUCAAACCUAACUUCCAUUGGUUCUGAAUCCCUUGGAAUGCCUUCUACUGAAUCUAGAGAUGAAAAUGAUGCUCCUUUUGGGCAGCCUGGCAGUUCUAGUACAUUCAAACUUUUUGGAGUUAACUUAAUUGACAGCUCCCCUGAGAUCCCAUCGGUUAAUUUUGUUGAUCUCAACAAGACUUCAAGUCUUCCUUCUAGUCCUCCAAUGGGUGUUGCCCCAGGAAAAACAUGCAAGAAGUGUCGCUGUGUUAAUAAUCGGAGCUGCACAAAGGUGCUUAAGCUGGGAAAUGCUCUUGGAAGAGCAGUUGACCUUGCACGCUUUAAUGGGUAUACCGAACUUAUUGCUGAAUUGGACUCCAUGUUCGAUUUUCAAGGAACCUUGAUAAGCGGAGGUAGUGGGUGGCACGUUACCUGCUUGGAUGAUGAAGGAGAUAUGAUGCAACUUGGAGAUUAUCCCUGGCAGGAUUUCCUGGGCGUGGUGCAAAAGAUGAUCAUAUGUCCAAAGGAAGGUACUGACAAUCUCAAGCCAGGCUCCUCAGCUAAUCCUUGAAACCUUUAGUCGCCUACCUUUUCUCCCCUUUUCCACCAUUGCAUGCAUGCACAGUUUGCAGUACUGUGUCGUUUCUAGUUCGAAUAAAUUUCUCUUUUCCUGAGAAUCUAGGAGAUCAAUAAGUUUCUGCUAUAAAAAUAUAGCAAUCAUAGUGAAAUAAAUUUACAGAGUGGAAAAACAAAAACUGCUUUUUCUUGUUUUAAGAACCUGUUUUUCAUGAUACUUGUGGAAAGUACUCAUGAGUCAUGACCGUGAUAUGAAUAAUUGACAUAAUAAAUGCAUGGUUAUUCCGUCCUCAUGAACGGGCGUUCGAAA
Messenger RNA from Glycine soja, 2439 nucleotides. Its product is annotated as auxin response factor 23-like. Gene Ontology annotation, molecular function: protein binding; DNA binding. The record is from RefSeq and is a predicted model, not a curated record. NCBI's taxonomy places the organism in Eukaryota, Viridiplantae, Streptophyta, Magnoliopsida, Fabales, Fabaceae. Gene Ontology annotation, biological process: regulation of DNA-templated transcription; response to hormone. The coding region runs from base 103 to 2124 and encodes 673 amino acids. The transcript is spliced from 14 exons. Gene Ontology annotation, cellular component: nucleus.